CUUGCUUUUCCCAAUGCCCCGCCCCUAACACCUCCCUCCUUCUGUGGGACACAGCAGUGACAGUGCACGGGAAGAACGGAGUGACAGGAGUCUUUUGUACAGGGUCACCCAGAGAGAAAAGGGGGACACCAGGCAAACGGAGGCGCCCGGAGUUGUUCAGCUGGGGAAAAGAAGGUGUGAGCGGGAGAGAGGCGAAGCAGGAGCCGCCCCAGAGGAGGAGGAAGAGGGUGAGACGCAGAGGAAGAAAGAGAAAAGAUCUCGCCCCGGCUGCUGCCACUACCUCGUUCUGUCUGACAGCCAUCAGCCCGCCCGAUGCGAGAGAGACUCUCCUGGCACUAACAUGGCCACUACCCAGACUUGCACCCGCUUUACGGACGAAUAUCAGCUGUAUGAGGAGCUUGGCAAGGGAGCCUUUUCAGUUGUACGAAGAUGUGUGAAGAAAUCUUCCAACCAGGAAUAUGCUGCAAAAAUAAUAAACACCAAAAAGCUGUCUGCAAGAGACCACCAGAAAUUGGAGCGGGAGGCUCGGAUUUGCCGACUUCUGAAACACCCUAACAUUGUGCGUCUCCAUGAGAGUAUUUCUGAAGAGGGCUUUCAUUACCUUGUUUUUGACCUGGUGACUGGUGGAGAGCUGUUUGAAGACAUUGUGGCAAGAGAAUAUUAUAGUGAAGCAGACGCCAGCCACUGUAUUCAUCAGAUCUUGGAAAGUGUCAACCACAUUCACCAGCAUGAUAUUGUACACAGGGACCUUAAGCCUGAGAAUCUUUUGUUGGCAAGUAAAUGCAAGGGAGCUGCUGUAAAACUGGCUGAUUUUGGGCUUGCCAUAGAAGUCCAAGGAGACCAACAAGCAUGGUUUGGGUUUGCAGGAACUCCAGGAUACCUCUCUCCUGAGGUGUUAAGAAAAGAUCCCUAUGGAAAACCAGUAGACAUAUGGGCAUGCGGGGUAAUUCUGUACAUAUUACUAGUCGGUUACCCUCCUUUUUGGGAUGAAGAUCAACAUAAGCUUUACCAACAGAUCAAAGCUGGGGCAUAUGAUUUUCCUUCACCUGAGUGGGAUACAGUGACCCCAGAGGCAAAGAAUUUGAUUAAUCAGAUGUUGACUAUAAACCCUGCAAAACGUAUCACAGCAGAUCAGGCUCUGAAGCAUCCAUGGGUCUGCCAACGAUCAACUGUUGCCUCUAUGAUGCACAGGCAAGAGACGGUGGAAUGCUUGAGAAAGUUCAAUGCACGGAGAAAGCUUAAAGGUGCAAUUCUCACAACAAUGUUGGUUUCUCGGAAUUUUUCAGGAAUUGCAUUUGGAUGCCGAAAAGCUGCAUCCACUGUCCCGUGUACCUCUUCAACGGGGGAAACUAUAACUGGUGUUGGCAGGCAGACCUCCGCCCCUGUUGUGGCCGCCACCAGUGCUGCCAACUUAGUCGAGCAAGCUGCCAAGAGUUUGUUGAACAAGAAGACAGAUGGUGUCAAGAAAAGGAAGUCGAGCUCCAGUGUACAUUUAAUGCCACAGACCAACAACAAAAACAGCAUAAUAAGCCCAGCAAAAGAAAACCCCCCAUUGCAGGCAUCAAUGGAACCUCAAACAACUGUUGUCCACAAUGCAACAGAUGGGAUAAAAGGAUCAACAGAGAGUUGCAACACCACCACUGAAGACGAAGAUCUGAAAGCAAAUCCUGUCUGUCCUGGGGAUGGCCCUUUGCUUCUCCAAGGAUGGAGCCAAAGUGAAAGCAAAAUACAGACUGAGUCCUUGCAAUCGCAGAUUGGUCUGUGGGGCUCUAGCACUGCCCAGUCUUGUGAGAAGACACUGCUUGCCUGGGACAGCCCAGGGCAAACUCUGGAGCUAGAGCCUGCUCAAUCGGAGCCUAUGCUCACUCCAGUUGUACCGUUUUCUCUUAGCAAUUCACUGUUGCGCAAACAGGAGAUCAUCAAGAUAACAGAACAGUUAAUUGAAGCUAUCAACAAUGGGGAUUUUGAAGCCUACACGAAAAUCUGUGAUCCAGGAUUAACUUCUUUUGAGCCGGAGGCUCUUGGCAACCUUGUUGAAGGGAUGGACUUCCAUAAAUUUUAUUUUGACAACUUGUUGUCCAAACACACCAAGCCUAUCCACACCACCAUUCUGAAUCCGCAUGUGCAUGUUAUUGGAGAGGAUGCUGCCUGCAUUGCUUACAUCCGGCUGACACAGUACAUUGAUGCACAAGGACGGCCUCGCACAACGCAGUCAGAAGAGACCAGAGUUUGGUACCGCAGGGAUGGCAAAUGGCUGAAUGUUCACUACCACUGCUCUGGGGCACCAGCAGCCCCUCUCCAGUGAGGAACUUACACAGCCUCUCAACUGGAAGAACCUGUUCUUAGCGAGCGAAUCUGGAUCGCCUGAACGACGGCAACAGUCCUGUCCGUUCUGAAGUUUUAAAAAAGAAAAAGUAAAUAAAAAGUACAAAAAAAUUUAAAUAUUGAUGCCGGCAGAGGCCAAAAAUGCACGAAACCCUGCAUGCAUUCUGAGGCUGGAGCAGCUGCUGGCUAAUUGUUGUAUUUCAUGGAUCCAUCGUGUCCGUUCCUGCUGUAUGGAGGUGUUUUUAAAUUUCAGAAAGAGCAAAAACUACAUUAAUAAGUAUAUACUGUUUGUUAAAAUCAGGCUGAGGAAAAGAGCUGCUUUUAUAGAGAAGGUGGUAGCCACCUUGGGCAGCUUUUAGUACAUAUUAAAAUAGGAAUACAAUGUAAGAGAAACUGUAGACAUUGUAAGAGCUGGUGGUUUGUAAACACCAGAGUAGACACUGGGUCUAACUUUUAGGACUCUGCUAUUGUCUUCAUUCAUUGAAGUGUUUACUUGCAGGUAGACCAGUGAGUAUGUUGUGUAGGCAAAGCCUCAGGAGAUGAUAUUAUGUUUUUAAACUGUUAUAUACAUAUUCACACUUCCACAUAAAAGUUUGCUAAUAUGCCUGAGGCUGUUUUACCUCCAAUGUAGCAAGGGGCUGGAGAAGAUUUGUCAGUCACCUGCAGACUCCUAUGAAACGAAUUUAUGUUUGUAAGGUAAUACGCAGGCAGAGUAAAGAAUUAAUUUCUCGUAAAGGAAAGAAUGUAAUCCUAGUAAUGUGCGCCCCGCAGAAGGAACAUUUCAUUAGUGGCGAUGUUGAUAUGAACUCUUGUAAAAAAUGUAGUAAAAAAAAACUGCCAUGUUUUGGGAGAGGUGUAUGACUCCUCCCAUGGUAUGUGUUUAAAGGGGGUUGAUAUAUUUUCACAGCGAUAAAGCUUUGUGUACUCAGAAGCAGAUCUUGAAUCUAUCUGCUUGUAUGUCAUGAGUGAUUUGUCAUGAGUGAAAUAAUACACUGAAAUUGAAUGCGUAGUGAUGUAUGCAUGUCUUUCUAUGCUUGCCUGCACCUUCAAAACUAGUGUGUGGUCUGGUGGGCCCUCAUUUCCCUGCAAGAAGGAACAGUGUCCAGUUACAUUUAUA
Messenger RNA from Xenopus laevis (African clawed frog), 3442 nucleotides. It is a transcript of the gene camk2g.L, whose product is annotated as calcium/calmodulin dependent protein kinase (CaM kinase) II gamma L homeolog. Gene Ontology annotation, cellular component: organelle. NCBI's taxonomy places the organism in Eukaryota, Metazoa, Chordata, Amphibia, Anura, Pipidae. The record is from RefSeq and is a predicted model, not a curated record. The transcript has 25 exons. Gene Ontology annotation, molecular function: calmodulin binding; protein kinase activity; protein serine/threonine kinase activity. Bases 341 to 2305 code for a protein of 654 amino acids.